Cynara cardunculus var. scolymus (artichoke) is the source of this 2430-nucleotide messenger RNA. Its product is annotated as pentatricopeptide repeat-containing protein At3g12770-like. Gene Ontology annotation, biological process: RNA modification. Bases 1 to 1920 code for a protein of 639 amino acids. Gene Ontology annotation, molecular function: protein binding; zinc ion binding; RNA binding. Lineage: Eukaryota; Viridiplantae; Streptophyta; Magnoliopsida; Asterales; Asteraceae. The record is from RefSeq and is a predicted model, not a curated record. The transcript has 3 exons.
AUGGAUGCGAUUUCUUGGUCGAUGCAAGCAGUAAGUAUCCUCGAUAACUUUAAUAGAUUUAGUAAGUACAAGAUUUCCAUUGGAGCAAGCAGCUCUAAUUCACGAAUCCGUGCGUUGAAAUUCACUGAAUCCGCAUCGACCCAGCAAGUGUCCGACGAAAUGCCUCUGUCAACGGAUUCUUUGGCUUGGAACACUGUUAUCCAAACCCAUUUAGGAAAUCUCGAUUACUCCAAGGCGGUGACAACUUAUCAUCGAAUGUUAUCGCGUGGUGUCCGACCUGAUAGGCACACUCUCCCUCGCAUCUUAUCUGUGUCAAGGCUAUCGGGUAGCUUGUCUCUUGGCAAGCAACUCCACGGACAUGCUGUGAAGCUGGGUGUCAGUAAUGAUGUUUAUGUUACUGGUGCUUUGAUUCAAUUGUAUGGGCAUCUUGAUGGCAAUGGUGCUGCAAAAUGGGUGCUUGAUAAUUCUGAGAGGAAGAUGAGUUCUGUAUCUUGGACAUUGUUGGCUAAGUUGUAUAUUAUGCAAAAUAAACCUGCACUGGCUAUUGACUUGUUCAAUGAGAUGGUAGAGUCAGGUGCUGAGAUUGAUCCUGUUUCACUGACCACAGCUAUAAGUGCUUGCGUUCUUCUAAAAUCAUUGAAAGUUGGUAGGAACAUUCAUCAAACAGCUAGGAAACAUGGGUUAGAGUUAGAUUUGUUGAUGCCAUCACGAGAUGCCAUUUCGUGGACUUCCGCUAUUCAGGGGUAUGUGAAGAAUGGACUGAUAAACGAAGGGUUAAAAUUAUUCAGAAAGAUGAUUACUGAUGCUAAAAUAAAACCAGAUGCAGUAGCAAUUUCUAGCAUUCUCCCAGCUUGUGCAAGAAUGGCAGCCCAUAAAAAUGGCAGGGAAAUUCAUGGGUACUUGGUUAGAAAUACAGUUCCCAUGAACCUCAAAGUUGAGAACGCUCUGAUAGACAUGUAUGCAAAGUCAGGAUGCUUGGAGUAUGCUUCAAUGAUAUUUUUGAGGAUGAAAUCCAAAGAUGUUGUUUCAUGGACCGUUAUGAUCUUGGGCUACAGUUUACAUGGUCAAGGCCAUCUUGGAGUUGAAUUAUUCCAGAAAAUUCCAACAAUAGAUAUAGAUGAGAUCAGUUAUGUGACAGCCCUCUUUGCUUGUUGCACUGCCUGCAUGGUUGAAGAGGGUAUGCAUUAUUUCAACUACAUAAAGUCACCGAAGUUGGUCCAUUGUACCUUAAUGGUUACACUUCUAGCUCGUGCUGGAAAAUUUGAUGAGGCAAGAGCCUUUGUUGAGGAACGUAGUAUAGCAAAGCAUGCCGAGGUAGUUAGAGCGUUGAUAGAUGGAUGCAGGAUUCAUAGGAACCUCAGCACAGGAAAAAGAUUAAUUGAGCAGCUAUGUGAUUUGGAGCCCCUUAAUGCAGAUAACUACGUAAUGAUGUCAAAUUGGUAUGCACAAAGUGGGAAACAGGACAUGGUUGAUGCAUGGAGAGAGACUAUAAGAGAUAUGAAUUUGACACCAAAGAUCGCAUAUAGCUGGAUAGAGUUUAGAAACAAAGUUCAUGUCUUUAGGACAGGGGACGUAUCACAUCCAAGAUCAGAGGGUAUAUAUUGGGAGUUAGAGUUCUUGAUGAAGAACUUGGAAGGAAAAGGAUUUCAUUGGAACCCAGAUUUCAGUUUUCAUGACAUAGAUGAAGAGCGCGAGUGUGUCCCAAUUGGUCAUAGUGAGUUGUUGGCUAUUUCAUUUGGAUUGAUAAGCAUCAGAAGUGGCACUACUGUUCGUGUGACCAAGAAUCUUCGUGUUUGUCACAGCUGCCAUGAGGCUGCAAAAUAUAUCUCUAAAGUAGUCAGCCGGGAGAUUAUAUUAAAGGAUCCAAACUGUUUUCACCAUUUUAAGAAUGGGAUUUGCUCUUGCCAGGACUUAUACUAGUUGGUUUUUAAGACUUGAACAUUCCCAUGAGUCAAAUUAAGUGUCAGACCUCGAUAAACAACAAAAGUUAAGCAAGCACAGCCAGAUGCUAAGGUCAAAUGGAUCUGGUUAGAUUGGACAUCCGUUAUACAGUCUCAACUUACUGUAUGUGAAAGUUGGAAAGAGACCCAAGGGUCAUAUUGUGACUGAAGAAGAGAGAACUCUAGAGUUACAAGGAGGCUAAACUGAGAUGUUAUGAUGGCACGAAUGAAGAAGAGAAGGUCCAGACUCAGAGUGGGAAAAAAUCAAAAUCCUCAUUUAGCGCUAGAAAAAAGGGCCAGCCGAAGGAACCUGGGAGAUUGUUGAAAGUUGAACUUGUGUUUUAGAUUUGUUUAUGCUUCUUCAUGGAAAGAAACCAAAUCUGAAUUGCUGUUUUAGAGUUUGGAAAGUGAAAAUUGAACCACAAUGAGCUGUGUUCUUGUUACUCAAACACUUACCUCAUAAGCGUUUGCAGGUGAAAUUCAACACUGU